Messenger RNA from Funneliformis caledonium, 342 nucleotides. NCBI's taxonomy places the organism in Eukaryota, Fungi, Glomeromycota, Glomeromycetes, Glomerales, Glomeraceae. The record is from the annotation of a GenBank genome assembly.
AUGUCUCCAGUAAUAUCUAAAAUUCUAGAUAAAUUGGAACUUUCAGAAGAAGAGCUUGGAGACAAAUUAGUUGAAGAGUCUUGCAAAUUAGUUUCAGAUUCAUUGAUCAUUCACGAUUUUAGUGUUAAUUUCAUUCUUAAUUUUAGUGAUCUUCGCAGUAAUAGACGUAUUGAUUUUUAUAUCACGAGCAGAGAGUUUAUCGGAGAUUUUUUGUUUGAGAAUCAUCCACAUGGUAACGAUCCCAUAAAUAUCGCUAAAAUAACAAAUGAAAAAAUAGCAGAUAAGGCCAAAAAUGGUAUACUUCCUGAAGAAUUGAAUAAUGUGAAACUGGUCAUGAUGUAG